Molecule: messenger RNA, 2028 nt
Organism: Spizellomyces punctatus DAOM BR117
Lineage: Eukaryota; Fungi; Chytridiomycota; Chytridiomycetes; Spizellomycetales; Spizellomycetaceae
Exons: 6
Coding region: 6-1946 (646 amino acids)
Biological process (GO): SCF-dependent proteasomal ubiquitin-dependent protein catabolic process
Cellular component (GO): SCF ubiquitin ligase complex
Molecular function (GO): protein binding
Source: RefSeq, a predicted model, not a curated record
UCACGAUGUCAGCUCGGAAAGCCAAAACUCUCAAACGUUUGUCAGCCGGAUCGAGCGAACGUACUGGACCUCUACCUCUUCCUCCAGAAGUCCUGGACAUUGUCUUUCAGAAUCUUAACUCGCCGCAAUCACUACUGGCAUGCGCGCUGAGUUGCUCCGCGUUCGAAACUGGUGCAAUUCGACAGUUAUGGAAGGCUAUCGCGCCAAAGAGCUGGGACGAAGUCUCACUAAUCAGCUCCAUUUUGGAGAAGUCGAUGAGAUCCUCUGGUACACCACAGAAGCCUUUGACUACCGCCGAUGCGAGAGGACCACAAGCUACCAGCACUCAAGCGACUACAUGUAGAAGAAGUAGUCUGCGAUUGGCGAAAAGGGUCAAGAGGCAGAUAAAAGACGCAUGUGUCCUUGGAAUUGAAUCGAUAGAUACGGAAGCCGACAGAGCGGCGAUCAUCCUAGCGGCCAUACUCUCUGAAACCCCUUCUAACUACAUGCACUGGCCCCCGUCUCUUACGCUCCCAAAGAAAGUCAGAGAGCUUCUCGAUGUUAUACAAACGCACGGAGUAGAGAGGGUCUUUUCUGAUGAGCUCUUGGAGCAGUUGGCUCCGUUUCGAGCUUCCGCUUGGCUUUCAAAUAACGGGCAAACAGCUGAUAUUGUAUCGCCUGCCCGCAAGAACUCUGCCGAGAGUCAUGCGGAAGAGAUGGUGGGGAUGGAGUCUUGCGGGCCACUAGGUAGAAAAAGGUUGACUAGGUGGCCCUAUCACCGAUUUGUACACGCCCUGGAUUUUGAUAAUUUAACUGUUCUUGGUCAACCGUGUACAAAUCCGGUUCACUCGGGCUUUUACUUUGAUUUGACGUUAUCCUCCUUAUUUUCAAGUUGUAUUGAGCUGCAAAGUAUAAAGAUGUUUGACUUUCCCUUGGGGCCAAAAGCUGUCCAAUGUCUCCUCUCGUCCUGUCGUAAGCUGAAAUACGUGCACCUUCCGCUAUGCCAUUUAACCGAUGACACCCUGCGGAGACUCUUGACCUAUUUGGUACCUCAACUUGAACGAUUGGACGUCGAACAGCCGAUUUUAGACGAUUCAGAAAUAAUGGACGACACUCUGGGCCUUCUCAUCAAUAGAUGUAGCAGGAUGAAUAGCCUUGGUCUUGCUGGGUGUAGGAGGGUCAAGGAAGACACCUUGUUGAAGAUAAUUGAGUCCAUGGAUGCCCUGCGUUCGUUCGAUGCUGGAGCUCUGAUUAUCAGUGAUCAACUGCUGAAGGCUAUUGCAAAUAAGCAUGGGCGUACUCUGGUCAAUCUUUGUUUGAGAAAGACAAAGGGUCUGACAUCGCACGGGUUUCAGCUCAUUGCCGAAAGUUGCCCAGCAUUAAGACAAUUGGACUUAACUGACACGUUAUUCUAUACGGACGAUGACAUCAAAAUGUUUGCAAGAUCUUGCCCCCUUCUCACGCACCUCCAUUUAGGCGCGGACGACUUACUAAUUAGUCGGAUCACCGAUGAAUCAUUGAGCGCCAUUUCCUCUCUUCCCCAUCUCGUUAUCGUCCAGCUUCUCGGCCAGUACUGCAUUUCAGAUACUGGCAUCUAUGAGCUAGCAGCGCAUGGGCGAGGUCUUGAAGAGUUCACAGUCAGCUGCGGCGAUUCCGUGACAGAACGCAGCUUGGUUCCCUUGAUUCGUAAAAGUGGCAAAAAACUCCGAAAUAUGUUUUUGUUCGAAGGAUCGUACGUUACUUCCAGAGUGCUCAAAGUACUGGAAGAGUCUUGUCCUGAGCUUGAGACAUUAUGGAUUUUUUCGUGUCCACAAAUCUCCAAACGUAGUCUCAAGAUGUGGCUGCAACGCAAUGCCAAUACCAAGAAUCUUCAGAAGUUCAGUCGUAUUGGCUGUGACUACCGGUUUACCGAGAGGGAGAGGCGACAGCUACAAGAUUUAUAUCACAACUUGAAGUUUGAUAACUAAUCCGUUUACAAGAACUUUGUUUCUGUAGCGUGUCAAUUGUACAUAUACCUAUAUCCGCUAUAUAUCACGUAUGGAUCUGCGC